This is a messenger RNA of Porites evermanni, 1656 nucleotides long. Lineage: Eukaryota; Metazoa; Cnidaria; Anthozoa; Scleractinia; Poritidae. The record is from the annotation of a GenBank genome assembly.
AUGAAUCCUUCAAAUAUCAGUACCUUAAAGAUCGCAACAAAAGUAGCCUUUAAUAGUGGAAUGAUUGCCAUCCUUGUUGACGAAUUUUUGCCUGAGAAGUAUCAAAGGUAGGACAUACAGCAUGUCAAUUAAUGUAAUUAUUUGUUUCCUGUAACUGGAAAUAACCUAUAGAUACAGAAUUAUACAAACAAAUUUUUAGGCACAUCUACUAUGAUCAGUAAAAGUAGAGUGGGAAUACAUGUAAUUUAUAAAUGGAACAGAACAUGAAAUGGGUAAAUAUGUAAGAGAAUAGUCAAACAGUAUUACUCCCACGUAAUAUCAACAUAUAUAGGUAAACCAUGAAGGUGACAGUUUGUGGUGACUAUAACACUAAAAAAAUUUCUUUUUUCCUUAGUUAAUGAAAAUGACCUUCUGUAUCACACCAUUCUGAUCAAUGCCAUGUACUGACUUUAUAUUGUAUCUUUGUAACAUUCUCUUUCAUAUUCGCGUCAUUUUAAUUUGACUUGCUUGUUGAAUAGGUUGAUUUUUACAAAAUAAUUAUUAAAAAGGACAUUUGGAAAUUUCAGGUAUGUGGAACUGAAUACAAGGUUUAGUGGAGGAUACAAGCGCUACAAUGAAAGCAUUCCAAAGUACCUCCAAGACAAACCACGCCAAUUUCUAAAGCCCUGUUUGGAAAGGAUCACAACCGCCAAAGACAUCAGGCCACAAUUUAUCAAAGAGGGAGAGAAAAGAGGAGAGUUUGUCAUUCAAUCAACCCAGACAAAGAACACCCGGUAUAAUUUAUCCUUUGGUGGAACUGAUCAUGAUGGCAUGCCACGAUGCAGUUGCCCAGAUUUUAGCUGCACUGGUUUCCUUUGUAAGCACUUCUUUGCUGUUUUUGAGCACAGGGAUGACUGGAAAUGGGAUGCUCUACCUAAAAGCUAUAGAGAAAACCCAUAUCUCUGUCUUGAUGAAAAGGGCUUGUCAUCUAACCCCAUAUCAAUUGAUGAAACAAGUCCUGAUCCAGAUUACUGGUUAAAUUGCAAUAUUGAUGAUGAGACAACCAUCACACUCUACGCAGAAAGUAAGAAAAGAAUCCUGCAGUUUAACUUCUGGCUUGCUGAUUCUGAGAUCCAUGCUGGUCGAAAACUUCUCAAGAAACAGCAUCCCUUUAUUACUGGUUUUCAUUCCCCAUCGAUUCGAGGUAACUCAAUUACGCCAGAGCCAUCUGAAUUUAUUCAGAUUAUAAAUACGGGUGUUUCUCACUGGGUUUGUCUAUCAACCAUUGGCUGUCCAUCAGGAACUGUUAAGAAGUUGUACAAUAGUAUUAGAUCCAGCUGCCCAAACAAAGUUCUCCUUGCACAUGCAUCAAGAAUGCUUUUCACAAAGGAGCAGUCAAUUACAUUUGUUAUUCCACCUGUCCAAGAACAGAUUGGACCAAAUGACCGUGGCAUUUUUGCACUGGCUUUUGCAACAUCACUUUGUCAAGGGAUACCUCCAGAAGAAAGGGAGUAUGAUCAAGGUUUAAUGAGAUGGCAUUAUGUGGAAUGUUUGGAACAGCUUGCCACUAAACCUUUUCCAGGUCACCAGAGACUACUCCCUCCAAAUGGAAAGAUGCUAGUGUAUGAAGUGAAGGUGUUUUGCAGUUGCCGUAUGCCAGAGGAUGGCAAGAAGUAA